AUGGGGCUGGUUUUAACCCAGCGCUCUGACCUAAAGUGCUCAGCUCCCGGAAAUUCCAAGCUGUACUCCUUCAGGUGGAUCAACACGCACACGACAUGGGAAAAAAAGACCAAGAGGACAGCUGACAGCUCUUCUUCAGAGGAUGAGGAGGAAUAUGUGGUGGAAAAGGUGUUGGACAGGCGCAUGGUUAAGGGGCAGGUGGAAUAUCUGUUGAAGUGGAAAGGCUUUUCUGAGGAGCACAAUACUUGGGAACCUGAGAAGAACUUGGAUUGCCCUGAACUAAUUUCUGAGUUUAUGAAAAAGUAUAAGAAGAUGAAGGAGGGUGAAAACAACAAGCCCAGGGAGAAAUCAGAAGGAAACAAGAGGAAAUCCAGUUUCUCCAACAGCGCUGAUGAUAUUAAAUCUAAAAAAAAAAGAGAGCAAAGCAAUGAUAUCGCUCGGGGCUUUGAGAGAGGACUGGAACCAGAAAAGAUCAUUGGGGCAACAGAUUCCUGUGGCGACUUAAUGUUCUUAAUGAAAUGGAAAGACACAGAUGAGGCUGACCUGGUUCUUGCAAAAGAAGCUAAUGUGAAAUGUCCACAAAUUGUGAUAGCAUUUUAUGAAGAGAGACUGACGUGGCAUGCAUAUCCAGAGGAUGCGGAAAACAAAGAAAAAGAAAGCGCAAAGAGCUAAAGGAGGAGGCAGUCUCUGUCAUUUUUCUUUGUAUAUAAUACCUUCACCUUCCUGCCUCCUCUCUUCUCCCACCCCUUUCCAUCCUAAACACAUCCAUAAAAAUAAUGUGCUUAUCACUGUGCUCCACGGGAGAGAUGUUGGUAUUGGUUCUCUUGUAAUAUAACUGAUAAUCUGAUUCCUAAGUGUAACUCCAUGAAAGUCAGGCAUUACAUCAUUUACAUGCCCUGUG
Molecule: messenger RNA, 901 nt
Organism: Apodemus sylvaticus (European woodmouse)
Lineage: Eukaryota; Metazoa; Chordata; Mammalia; Rodentia; Muridae
Gene: Cbx5
Product: chromobox 5
Exons: 5
Coding region: 1-672 (223 amino acids)
Biological process (GO): negative regulation of transcription by RNA polymerase II; chromatin organization
Cellular component (GO): nucleus; pericentric heterochromatin
Molecular function (GO): chromatin binding
Source: RefSeq, a predicted model, not a curated record